AUGGAAGAGAACUGGGAUCACGCAGCACCACUUUACGACGUCUCCUUGCAAACAGAUAUAUCCCCAUACUCAACAGCAGACCUCAUUGACGAUGAAGGACAUGCCAAUGGGAGCAAUAAGAUGAUGCAGACUGAGGAUACUUCGUAUGAAUUGCCAAUUAAUGUAGGUUCAUCGUCAGGCACUAUUGAAAACAUGAAUGGUAUAUAUGAGGACCCUCUUCCACCUACCGACUGCCAACGGGCCAUAUAUGAUGACCCUCUGCCGCCUACAGAUUCUCCAAUGGAGGAUUUCAAGACUUCCAUCCCUGAUUUGGAUGAGCAUUAUUCGACAUUGGGCUCUCAACGUCUUACAAGUAGCAAUUACGAUGUGCUCAAGAGAGAUCCGCUCACAAAGAAGCCCAUCAUCAACAUGAAGCGCAUUUCUUUGGGUAGGGAAGACGACUUCAGCACCAGCGCGAUGGAGACUGAGUAUGACAAUGUGAUCAAGGUGCCCAUCCUGACUACAUCGGGCGACGCAACACAGGAAGCUGAUGCAAACCUCUAUGACAACAUCGGAAAGGCGGAUUGCAAACAGAUACCUGGUGCAAUGCAGACAUCAAGUAACAGAAGUGCACAUGACAAUGCAGUCGUCCUGAUUUCCUAUGAUAUCGAAUUCAGCAUUUCCGCAUAUGAUACUGUUCAGCGAGUGUCACGCGAGGGUGUACAGAGUAUGUCUGAGAACACACGCCUUACAGAUCCUGAUCAGUCAUUUUCAGCAUAAUAUGAUGAGUGCAUUGGGGAACUGCCCAAUACAACUCAUGAAGGCUCAUCGUACAUUGUUCAUGACGAUGAGGCACCGCUGGAGACAGCAGAAGGCACGCACCUGGCGUCGGAAGACUCAGGUCAGGAUAAUACCUUGAAGGAAGAUACUAUGGUUUAGAAUACUGCUCAAAGUGAUUCUGGGAAUGGACAACGAACACCGGCAAUAACAAAAUACACCUUCCUAUUAUUUCAAGUACAGUAACAGAUAAACACGAAACAGCCUAGACGUUGCUUUCUCCGAUUCCAAUACAUCCAUGAUGGUCUUUCCCUGGACACUUGCAACCUCAUAUGUGCUAACGAUACACAGAUGCAAUGUAAGUCUGAUACGUUUCUGCUGAUUUAGUACAUUUUACUACCUCUUUUGCCUGUAUUUGAAAUUGUUUCAUUUGCUUCGAAAAGAAGUUGGUUGGUUUUUUUUGAA
Molecule: messenger RNA, 1221 nt
Organism: Sycon ciliatum
Lineage: Eukaryota; Metazoa; Porifera; Calcarea; Leucosolenida; Sycettidae
Exons: 5
Coding region: 1-759 (252 amino acids)
Source: RefSeq, a predicted model, not a curated record